UUCGGGAGGGAAAAAAAAGGGCAAGAAGGAGGAGGAGGAGGAGAGGGAGGAAGGGAGGGAUGAGCAGAAGUUUAGGCAUCCCGGUGAAGCUGCUCCACGAGGCGGCGGGGCAUAUAGUGACUGUGGAGCUCAAGAGCGGCGAGCUUUACAGAGGGUCCAUGAUCGAAUGCGAGGACAAUUGGAACUGCCAACUCGAGAACAUCACCUACACUGCGAAGGAUGGAAGGAUGUCACAGUUGGAGCAUGUUUUCAUUCGUGGUAGCAAAGUCAGGUUUAUGAUCAUACCUGAUAUGCUAAAGAAUGCACCAAUGUUCAAGCGUCUUGAUGCGCGAAUCAGGGGAAAAGGCUCAUCCCUGGGUGUUGGGCGUGGCCGUGCGGUUGCAAUGCGUGCACGGGCACAAGCUGCAGGCCGUGCUGCCCCAGCUGCUCUUGGUAGGGGUGCUGCACCACCAGUGAGGAGAUAAGUGCUGAUAGAAAGCUGGUUUUGUCAAACCUGGAUUGGUUUGGCGGCCAUUUCGUCCUUCACCAGUCUGCUCAUGCCUGUGACAGAUUGGUGUCAAUAGGUUGUUCACUUUAGAUAAUUUCUUCUUUACUUUCACAAGUGGUUAUGUUUUUUCAUGUUUGUAAGAACAGUUGACCUGCAAACAUUGAUGAGAUCACCUCCUUUACAAUAGAAUGAAAAAAGUAAUGAACUUGAAAAUGUUCCCUUGAUUUAUCAA
Molecule: messenger RNA, 719 nt
Organism: Nymphaea colorata (pocket water lily)
Lineage: Eukaryota; Viridiplantae; Streptophyta; Magnoliopsida; Nymphaeales; Nymphaeaceae
Product: small nuclear ribonucleoprotein SmD3b-like
Exons: 5
Coding region: 60-464 (134 amino acids)
Biological process (GO): RNA processing; spliceosomal snRNP assembly
Cellular component (GO): U12-type spliceosomal complex; U1 snRNP; U2 snRNP
Molecular function (GO): RNA binding
Source: RefSeq, a predicted model, not a curated record